GAAAAGCUCAGCAUUCAGAGCUACAUUAUAACGACCACUUCGACCAUCUACAAGACAGUCUGCCAAAGUUGUGAAGACUUGAGUUAGGUGUGAACACGGAAACCAUGCUGAAGGUAGUAUUUGUGCUGGGAUGCCUCCUGAGCCUCACUCUGGCCAAUCCUAUGGACAUGGCACACAGACGACUUGCCCGCUCAAGCUCUGACUCUAACUCUGGCUCAUUCUCCAAUGAGCGUUCCUCAGGACAGCCAAACCUGGAUCAGCAGCUUUUCCAGUUACUUCUCGCCAUCUUCCGGGCAACUUCAACAACUGCAGCUACCACAACUACAGCUGCAACUACCACAACUACAACUGCAACUACCACUACUGCAGCCACAACUGUUGCUCCUGCUACAACAAAAUAAAACCUGAAAUUCAACCAGAAGUUGUUAAGUGAAUGAAAACCAGUAUUGAAUGAUGUGGAUUUUUCACAUCGGGGCUGUUGGGGUGUCAGUUUGUCAUGUUUUAUAGAGAAGUCACAACUGUUUAAAAUUUUUUAAAAUUAAAAUUGCAUUCAUCAUUCUGGUUCAAGUAAAAAUAAGGAUUGAAAUCUCUUUAUUCUCUGUGCUGUCUGCUGAAUAAACUUCAUAAAUGGAA
This is a messenger RNA of Toxotes jaculatrix (banded archerfish), 633 nucleotides long. Its product is annotated as protein tincar-like. The transcript has 4 exons. The coding region runs from base 105 to 401 and encodes 98 amino acids. The record is from RefSeq and is a predicted model, not a curated record. Lineage: Eukaryota; Metazoa; Chordata; Actinopteri; Toxotidae.